AAUUUAAUAACCGCCUCUAUCAGAGAGAAGUCGUUAUCUAUUUUUCCUUUUGCAUAAACCGACUCCGUCCCAACAACAGUGUAUGUUUAGCUCCCUUCCUCGUCGCCAUUUUGUCAAGAUCUAGGGUUUCAAUUUUCAAAUUGGGACCUUAUAUGUGACAAUCUUUGACAUUCUAUUCGUCUUUCUGUUGCAUUUAUCAACAAUUUAACCAUGGGGAAGGGUGAACCCACCGCCACCGCCACUUCUACCGCUGUUGAAUCGGAGGAGAACAUUUCCGAUUGCUUUAUCUGUUGCAUUUGUCUGGAUCUUUUAUUCAAACCCAUAGUGCUCUGUAAGGCAUUGCUUUACUACAUUUGCUUUGAGAAUAUCAAAUCAAAUGCAAAACUAAUGUCUUUUGUCCAUUUUCCUUUCAUUGCAGCUUGUGGUCAUGUUUCCUGUUUCUGGUGUGUCCAUAACUGCAUGAAUGGCGUACGAGCAUCCCAUUGUCCCAUUUGUAGGCGUCCAUAUAAUCACUUUCCAACCAUCUGUCAGAUUUUACACUUCUUGCUCCUCAAGAUGUAUCCGGUUGCAUACAAGAGAAGGGAAGAACAAACUCUAGUGGAAGAAAAAGAAAGGGGCUGUUUUUCACCGCAGCUCAAUUGCAGUGCAUGUGGAUCACAUGCCAAUCAAGAAUAUGAUCACCUGAAGGAUCCUGAACAUUCAUCAUCCAGUAGUUUGUACUCCAACUCAUGCUCAGAGUCUUGCUCCACCAGGACGGGAGAACCUAAUGGAAAUUGCAAGCAGGUAUCAGUUGCUGAUGUACAGUGCAUUGCGUGCAAGCAACUGCUUUUUCGUCCAGUUAUUCUUAACUGUGGCCAUGGGUAUUGUGAAAGUUGCAUAGUAGGUUCAUCUGAUGGGAUGCUUCGAUGUCAAGCUUGUCAAUCUCUGCACCCAAUUGGUUGCCCAAAAGUCUGUUUGGAUCUUGAUCACUUUGUGCAGGAACAUUUUCCUAGAGAGUAUGCCUUGAGAAGAGAAGCUGUUCAGCUUAAACAAGCACUUUCUGACAAUGAGAACCCUACCUAUUCUACAGGAGCUAGUAACAAAGAUUCUCUCUUGUCAUCAAUUCCAAAGGCAGAGCAUUUGCCACAGGUGGUGAACUCUCACUUGAAGGUCCAUUAUGGAGUUGGUUGCGAUUUUUGUGGGAUGUAUCCUAUCAUCGGGGAUAGAUAUCAAUGCAAAGAUUGUGUUGAGAAAAUUGGUUUUGACCUUUGUGGAGACUGCUAUAAUACUCGCUCCAAGCUUCCCGGGAGGUUCAAUCAGCAGCAUACGCCAGAACACAAGCUCAAGCUUGUCCCGCCGAGCUAUCCCACUUUAAUGUUGAGGCUAUUGAAUGAGCAUCUUGUCGAUGCUUCCUUAGCUAUUGUCAGCUAUGAUCCUUCAGAAGUUCCAGAAGAUGAAUAUCCCGACUCUCCUUUAUCUGCUGAUGCUGACGACAGUACACAAAACAGUUUGGUUGCUGCAGAUAUCACUGAGGGUGCAGAUAAUCCAAAUGAUACUGAAUCAGCAAAUUGAAUUUUCAUCUGA
Jatropha curcas is the source of this 1563-nucleotide messenger RNA. Lineage: Eukaryota; Viridiplantae; Streptophyta; Magnoliopsida; Malpighiales; Euphorbiaceae. The record is from RefSeq and is a predicted model, not a curated record.